Messenger RNA from Aedes albopictus (Asian tiger mosquito), 4150 nucleotides. RefSeq lists its product as uncharacterized. The record is from RefSeq and is a predicted model, not a curated record. NCBI's taxonomy places the organism in Eukaryota, Metazoa, Arthropoda, Insecta, Diptera, Culicidae. Gene Ontology annotation, molecular function: sequence-specific DNA binding. Bases 863 to 2170 code for a protein of 435 amino acids. The transcript has 4 exons.
GAGCGAGUACCAGUUCUGUCGGAACACAGCGCGAAACGAGGGGCAGAAGGAAAAGAUCUUUAAAAGUCCCGUGUAGCUAUCGGUGUGGUAGAUCCAUCAUAGUCGUCGGCACAGGAACCAGACCACUAGGGGGAAAAUCUGCUCAAGUUCUGUAGAUUCGGGAACGAUUGUGUGACGUGUAAAAAAUGUGACGAAAUCUGGUGCAAACAGCCAAAUAUCCGUGUUGAUUUAGUGAUAAGCUAGUGGGAAUCUGUGUCGUUUGUGGAAGUUACGUACUGUCCGGUGAAGAAUCGGGAAUCCAAAGCUGGAAAAUUGCCACGGCCUAGAAAAAAAUUUUCCACACCGUGUCGUCAUACAUCCGAGACGGUCUUCUAGCAGUGCCUGCCACACACAAGAUAUAGGUGGAAAAAGAGAAAAAGCGAAGGAAAUCUCUAGAGUGAAGUGGACCUCUUUUCGUGGAACGGAUUCCUCAGUUCGAGUUCGAGUCGGUCGUCGGUGCCAGAAGAAGAGUCAGUCAGUGCGAACCUAGUGUGUGCUAGUGUGAGGUGCGAGAAUUGGAACGCUAUUGGGCGAAACGGGGAAAAAGAAGCCAUUGGGCAGCUGCGACUACACUAGAAGAGCACAGUGCGCCGCGCCAGGAGGGAAGAAUCGAGGACAGUUAGGUCUCGAGUUCGUGGCGCUCCGAUUUUUUUUAUCUAAUUACGAGCUAGUUCCCAACAGCCGAGUGUGUGUGUUUUAAUACGCGCGGUGGCGGUGAAGUGAAAUAGACGUGAAAAUCUUGAGUCAUCGUUUUUCCAAGCUCAUCUCCCCCAAACCAAUCUCGCGCGCGCAAGUGUUUUCAGGAAAUUUGAUCUUACCAACGAUGCCUCCAUCUUACUGCUGCGUCCCCGGAUGUUCCAACAGCCGAAGCCCUACGUGCAGUCUGUACUGCUUUCCCAAGGAUGAUGCUGUGUGCAAGCAAUGGGUUGACUUUUGCAACCGGCCCGAGCUGUGGAAAAAAUACGAGGAAAACGGCCCCGAGUAUCUGUACAAGAGUUCUCGGAUCUGUUCCGAUCACUUUCAGCCGGCCGACUUCAACAAUCCCAAUCUGUUCAGUCAAGGGUUAAAAAAAGGUUCGGUGCCUACACUGUACCCGGCCAGUAAAGAACCAAAGAGUCGCUAUAGCAUCGCAGGCGGCGGAAUCGGUGCCAUCAGCGGAAUCGGAUUUGCUGCUAUUGCUGGUGGUGGUAGCAAUGGUAAUAAUUCGCCACCCAACACCAGCAACGACAAUGAUUCAUCAUCGCUCAUCAUACCAAUGACAACGAAGCGACCGUUGCUGUCGCAGCCUUCAACGCAGCAGCCCGUUGCCAAGCGAAGAUCACUUCCACCUGCCCUCAGCUCCACCCUAGCCGCCUCCAACAACAGCCAUGCCGCCGCCGUCAGUGGCGUACUGGCCGGGCUGAUCCAGCGGCAGCAGCUGAAAGAACAACAACGGAAGGCAUUCGUGGCUGCCCUGCAGCUCCAACAGCGACACCAACAGCAGCAGCAACAACAGCAACAACAACAGCAGCAGGUACAACCGAACCCACAGCGAUCGUUGCUGGCCUCGCUAAAGCAAAAACCAAAUAACAACAACAAUAACAACAACCACAUCAGCACCAAUAACAAUAAUAACAACAACAGUACCAGCAUCGCCAAACUUGCAGCUGCCGCCUUGCAGGAAAGGCUCGAGGAUGAACGGGGGUACGGCAUCAACUACGUGGACAUGGAUGGAGGAGAUUCAUCCGAAUACGACUCCAGCUACCAAAACGCAGUGGAGGAAGAACUGGCCGCCUACAAACAGCUCCAGCAAAUGAAGGCCAUCAAGGCUGCGGCCGCCGUAAUCCCGGCAUCGCUCAAAUCGGAACUCACGGUGACCCCGGCCGUUAACCACAACAACAACAACAAAACCAGCAGUUUCAACCGGAUCAGCACCGGUAGCACCAGCAGCAGUAGCAGUGCGAGCCCUCCGAGUUCGUCCGCCGCAGCCGCCGCCGCCGCAACGAACGGUACCAUCAACUACAAGGAGAAGUACGAGCAAUCCCUCAAGGAGCUGUUCGCCUGCCGCAAGAUAGUCAAGAACCAGAACAAUGCCAUCAAACAGCUCCAGGGAGAGAUAGACUUCCUCAAUCAGCUGCUCAAGGAGAAAUGAUCUCGUUCCGGGGGAAAGGUCCGAAUCGCGGACAGUCGGGUGCCAAGAGUUUGCUCUUACGACCUACGCUAGGAGGCGUGCGUGUAAGGUGUAAGUCGUUCCGUGUGCUGUUCGGCCAUGAUGGUCUCAACCAUCGUGGCCUCAAUUACGUUUCUCUUUUUUACAUAGUCUAGAACUGAGAAAAGCUUUUAUUAAGUCAUCAUCGGAGGUAGUACAAGGAGAGGAAGCAAGUCCUGUUAGAAGAUAGUUUUUAGGGUUGAUUUAGUCGUAUAAUUAUAUUUACCACAAAAUAACAUACGGAGUGGACAUAUUUUGAACUGUUCUGCUCCGCGUUUGUAGUGCCAGAUGAAAUAAUAAAAAAUAUCCGGGUAAUUUUCCUUGGAAGCCAGUCGCCAUUUUAUUCUUGUUCUUGAGUUAGAUUUGUAUAGUCAAUCUUAUUUGCUAAAAGUGAUGCAUCAUAGGCAAAAGCUAUGAGAAUCACAAGGUCGACAUUGAUGAUUGAAUAAUUAGGUUUUCCAAAGCGCCAUAAAACCGAAAUGAAGCUUACAGUAUAUUGCAUGACUAUCUUGCAACAUGAUAGCUAUACAAUAUAUUAUAAGACUGCUUAGUCACAACAUUCUUCGGGAUUUUGCAAGGAAAAUCAAACACGUUUAUCAUCGUUCAGCUUUUUAUCCAUCAUUUUGAGCAAAACUGCAUGGGUUUCGCCUAUAAUCUGAGAAAGUACAAGAGACAUCGGAACGUCGAAUAAAAAAAACAAUGUCCAAACGGCGACCUAGGUUUCCGUGAGAAUGACUCAAUCUGCGUUUCUGAAACGAAAAAACACCCAUCUUUUUCGUUUCUCCACGUCGAGACAUGCUAGUUAACCAGCAUCACUUCUACGCUAGUAAUAGUUACCAUCACGAAUGUUUGUAUUGCGUAAAAAGCUUUUUUGUCUUAUUCAGGAUAAUCCUAUUUAUUUAAUUUUUCCUGUGCGAGCGUACAUUCCAAUAGUGAACCAAAUUUGAGUGCAUGAAAUCUCCCGCAAGUUUUUCUCGAGAAAGCUGCAUAUUUCGUACUGUUAAGUUUUGGACAAGUAUAAAACUAUGCGCCAGUACUAAAUGAGCAAGUUCAUAAUCACGGAAUCGAAAUAAGUUUAUUUACUAUCCUUGUAAAAAAACAAAAACAUCCCGGGUGUGUGGCGAACAACAAAAGAUAAACGAAACACCUGGCUCUGGGUGGAAGCGAAACGCCGACCGCCCAGCUAUACGAAAACAUAAAACAGGAGAACAUUGCGCCUUUCAAACGAGUGUAGUCUGAAAAUCUAAUCAAAUGACAAACCGAUAGUAACCAUACGUUUAUAUAUGUAUUAUUAAGAGAGCUCUGACAAAAAAGCGGUUUCGAGAGUUAGGAAAAAGAAACAAUGUGUUUGAUAUGUGUGUAAAAACUUUUUUCUUACUAAUCUUAUACACCUCCUAAAUGUGUAAAAGCAGCGUGAGCAAAAACACGUUAGUCAUAGAAUUGAAAACGAACGUUCGAUUCUAGUUGUUUGAUUGAAUUUUGCAAACACUUCAACACACAAAAACACACGAAAAAAAAAAGUAUAUUAAAGAUAGCUUAUAUUAUUAUACCCCUAUAUAUACAUAUUUAAGAAAACAAAAUGGGUGAAACCAAAUGAAUGAAAAAUGCCAGCAUUAGUUUAGGAUGAGUAUCGGACACAAAGGUAUGUCGCUGUUUGUCCGCUCAACAGGGACGACAUUAUAAAAUGGAACAAGUUAUCCUGAAGUGGUUCACAUAUACCUUUGUGCCAUACUCUAAGUGGAAAACAAUGGGGUGGGAACUGAACACAAGCAGAACAGGAUACGUUGUAGGUGUAGUUCUUUGCGAAGCGGCCACCUACAACAAGGAACAAAACCAAAUGGAACAACAAAAAAAAGAAAAAAACAUAUGGACAGUUGCUUUCUGUUGCCAAUAAAUUUUCAUCGGGAUAAUGUAGAUUCUAAA